AAAUAGAGAACAUUAUAUAAAUCUGUCAAUCGUCGAACUGCAAUCCAAAUACAGCGGGAACAAGAAUUCAAAGAUUCGUUGGACGAUUUAUUUGACAUCGUCUAUGCGAAUGCUUUAGAAAUGAUAAAAAUCGAAGAAGAUAAAUUAUUUCUAUUGAAACAGAGGAAAAAAGGGCGAGUUGGACUAAUGGGUGCCAGUGAUCAUGCUUUAGCAGAAAAAGAAAAGCGGAAAACUCUUCGAAAAGACCGGACGAAAACACUACAAGAACAAGGUCAACAAUCACUUGUACAAGAAACAGUGCAGCUACAAUCUUCGUCGUCAUCCAGCGACGAAAUGACAAUGAAUGUACCGUUAGGUUCGGGCAUUGGAGAUUUUCCGUUAGGUUCGAGCAUUGGGAAUGUUCCUGAGGGGUUGCAGGUAUCCAGUGACUCAGAAGUUGAAGGUGAUUCGAAUAUACCUGGGCCGAGUGACCGAAAAAGAAGAGGAAAAGUCCAAGUAUUUUCUUCAAAGUUAGUUGCAGCUUUAGAUGCGUGCAAAAUCAGCGAUCGCGAUGCUGUUCGUAUUAUUAUGGCAACAGCAGAGAGCUUAGGUCACAAUACAAAUGAAUUAAUUAUUAAUCGCACUUCUCUUCGGCGAUUUCGCCAUAAUUUUCGUGCAGAUCACGCCAAACAUCUGCGGGAAAUGUUCGGAAAAAUUAAUCUAAGGGGGAUAACUGUACAUUAGGAUGACGCGAUGUUGCCUACUUUUGACAAGAAAACUGUGAAGCGACUUCCAGUGGUAAUUUCGUGCAACGGUGUACGAAAA
Molecule: messenger RNA, 804 nt
Organism: Hylaeus anthracinus
Lineage: Eukaryota; Metazoa; Arthropoda; Insecta; Hymenoptera; Colletidae
Exons: 2
Coding region: 121-723 (200 amino acids)
Source: RefSeq, a predicted model, not a curated record